Prunus armeniaca (apricot) is the source of this 591-nucleotide messenger RNA. The record is from the annotation of a GenBank genome assembly. NCBI's taxonomy places the organism in Eukaryota, Viridiplantae, Streptophyta, Magnoliopsida, Rosales, Rosaceae.
AUGGAGGAAGCUCUGCCUAGGCCAUACAAAAUAGAGUACAGGAUUGACCACAUCCAGCUAGAACAGGGGCGAAAUCCGCACCCUAUCAAUGCUUUGAAUGAAAUGGGGGCACUACAGAGAAUGAUCAGGGAGAUGAUGGAGCCUGAAGCCAGGAGAGGAGAAAGGCCCACCUACAAAAAGCCAUAUCCGACUUACAUUGAUCAGAUACCUUUAUCCCUGGGUUUCAAGGUGCCAAACUUCACCUUGUUCAACGGAGAAGACCCCCAUGCUUCAUUAGUUGAGCAUAUAGGCAGAUUCUCUAUCCAAUGCAUUGCCAUAGAAAAUAUCCCUCUCCUACCAGCCAACUCUGUUCAAACCUGGGAGCAGAUGGAAAAUGUUUUCCAUGACUACUAUUUCAGGAUCCAGCCAGAAGUCACCAUCAGUGAUCUGGCUACCCUCAAACAGAGUGAAGAUGAGCUUGCUCAGGACUUCAUAACCAAAUUCAAAAAGCUCAAGAUGAAAUGCCGAAUCCCUACGGAAGAAAGGUACUUCAUCCAGAUGGCUCAAACCGCCCUUAAGAUCUCUUUGAUGGGAUGCUGCUUGGAGACCUAG